UUCUUUUGUUUAGAGACUAUUGGAAAGUAUUUGACUGGAACGUCAGCGUUUUAGAACGGGAAGUGUUCGGAUAGUAAUUAUGAAGGAGCUGAUUAUUUCAAUCAUUACUUUUCAAAUAAUUUUCUUUAUUGCAGAAGCCGAUAGCCAGAAGUUAAACAGCCUACCGAGGCAUUAUGAAGAAAAACUACUAAGGAAAAUUAAGCUUAGUGCAAGUCCGGAGGAAACAACUAUUAUUGAAAAAUUCAACAACUUGAAGGACUUUUAUCCGAAUGGUGGGAGAAAUCACGUCCUACUGAAACGUAACGCAGUCCAAGCUAUGAUGGAUGCAGAUGGUGCUGGGUCGGUGACCCGUCGUCGUAAAACAAAAAGACGACGACGACAACCUCCAGAUGGACUGUUGAGGGCAAAAGAACUUCAGGCAAACUAUAUCAAAACAGACAGUAUGAGGGCAGACAGAUUACAAGCUGACAUGAUAAAGGCUGAUAUGAUAAAAGCUCAAGAUAUCGUGGUGACUGCAAAGAAGCCUAGACGAAAACCAAGAUGGAGACCAAGUUUUGGAGAAUUUAACUCAGUCGAUCCAGUUAUUGGAAUACAGCGAAUCAACUCUCUAACAGAUCAUCCUAAUUUCGAUCAAAAUUUGACUGACCUUUUUAACAAAAAUGAGUUUAAUCAGUUCGAACGUUUAUCGACUGAGCCAAAGGCAAUGUCCCAGAAACCUUCGCUAUUCGAUUCACUAUUUUCUCAACAACAAAAUAUCGCCGAUAAUUCACAAUUUUCUCAACAACAAAGUAUCGCCGAUGAUUCACAACUAUUUCAACAACAAAGUAUCGCCGAUAAUUCACAAUUAUUUAAACAACAGAAUAUCGCCGAUUUUUCUCCGGACCAGAGGACUAAAAUUAAAAAUAAACGCAGACUUAGCCAAUUUAAUACGCCGUCUUCCUUUCAGCAGACAGAAGUAUUACCCGAAUUUAGCUCUUCACAUAUUUUGAAUAAAAUUCCUAAAUUAAGCGAAUUCAUAGCUGACGGUACUCCGUUUGUACAGACACAAAAUAAUCCAAAUUUUAAACAACAGGACACGUUUUUAAGAGGAGCACCGCCGCCGCUUUCUUCAUCUGCCUUUGAUGAAUAUACCCACAUUGAUGCCCAAAAUAUCGGAAAAGGAGAAAAUACUGACCAGACACUUGACAGUACAGUCAAAACAUAUAUGAAAGAAUCUAAAGGAACAGGUCCAUGGUAUUUUUAAUUUGACUGGUUACUGACUGAACACUUUUGCAUUAUGUUUGGAUAAACUUACCAGCAUUCAACAGUUUUUAUUUGUCGCAAACUAUAGUUCUGUGAGACAUGAAUAUAGGUUUCCGGAAAUUAAUUUGACUUUUGCGAAUAUUCCAGAUACACCGUGACCCAUUACAAGAGUUCUGUUAACUUAAAUGUAUUGUUAGCUGCUAAAGUCAAAUUAACAACAUUAACUAACGUCUUUUUCAAUAGACAAUGUAUGUGAUGCAUCUAAAUUAUAUUAACAAUAAUGAGAGGUCUCGGUGAAAAAAGAGGUCUGGGUGAUUUUUUGUUGUUGAGAAAUCAGCAUUUGUAAAAAAUAGAAUAUUUAUCGAUAAAAUUGUCACUUGAUUUUUCAUAUGAAAUGCAUCAGGAGAAAUUGAUGUUUAACUGCAUGAAAAAUAUACCAGAAAUAUCAAGAUCUUCAGAAUAA
Messenger RNA from Mytilus californianus (California mussel), 1705 nucleotides. RefSeq lists its product as uncharacterized. Lineage: Eukaryota; Metazoa; Mollusca; Bivalvia; Mytilida; Mytilidae. Bases 80 to 1243 code for a protein of 387 amino acids. The transcript has 2 exons. The record is from RefSeq and is a predicted model, not a curated record.